Messenger RNA from Cyanidioschyzon merolae strain 10D, 1743 nucleotides. RefSeq lists its product as hypothetical. Lineage: Eukaryota; Rhodophyta; Bangiophyceae; Cyanidiales; Cyanidiaceae. The record is from RefSeq and is a predicted model, not a curated record. The transcript has a single exon. The coding region runs from base 1 to 1743 and encodes 580 amino acids.
AUGCUUACUUUCGAAGCGUUUGUAGCGGGUGCUAUCUGGGAUAUUGAGCGCAAUGGCUCGUGGCUGGCACCGCGCUGGCGCCGGUCAAGCGUGAAGCGUCGGGCGCCGUUGGGGCAGCGCCCGCCCGUGAGCGGAACCCGGAACUUGGCGGGAAAAGAGCCAAGCGGACCAGCACGGUCGGAGGGUCCUUUCUUUACCUCCAAAUGGGGACGCUCCGAGAGCAGUCAAGCGGGAUCUCAGGCCGGUGCAGGUCGCCAAAAGUUCUUGAACAAGAGCGAGCGCGUUCCCGAGCCGCUCGAAGACCCACUGUUCGAGUCACUGCUGGGACCGGAGCCCGCUGAGAAGCGCAGCAAACACAAGUCUUCAAAGAAACAGUCCGUAGACAGGCUGGUGCGAGGAAAGCAAAAGUACUUUUUCGAAGGCGCAGUAUCUGAGACGGAAGCGUACAACAUGUUUGCGAACUUGCUAGAGAGCGAGUCGCUCACGCAAUAUGCUGCCCGUGCAGAGGUCGAAUGGUUCGAUGCGAAGCGCCUUGAGGCAGCGUCUAAGAAUAGGCGUGGAUUCCCCUCCGUUGGCGAGAUCCAGGACCUCCUGUACGAUGAACUCAUCGACACCGACGGCAAACGGUGGCGCGAGACCGUUGUGCCAUCGGACAAUCGCGUGCUCCUUGUCUUGUUUCAGGUUUCCCCGAUUGACGUGGAAUUUCCCAGAUACUUGGAACAUUUUCACGCUGCGUUAAAUCUGACGCCAACGGAUGCUAUCCAUUUGAUCGCGGUUUCGCGGGAGAAGCCAUCAACGAAUCGCAAAACGAUGCGCAAGCUGAACUUACGCUUUCCGCUUUUGAGCGAUGAGCAGGGUGCACUUGGUGCGCUUUUUGGGACAGGAAAUAAGCCCCAUAUGUUGAUUUUCUAUCGAGAGAAAACGCCGAGCGGCAUCGAGGGUUGGUUCUUCGAUCGCUGUGCGCGCGCCGAACUACCCAGCAAACUUUUGGAGAACACCGUUGACUAUGCCCGCAAGCUAGUUGCCCAACGAUUGCAGGCGAGCAUGCGGGCAAAGCAGAAUCCGACGAGCACCGGCGCCAGAGCGGCUGGCACUGAUUCCGUUGCGAACACAGGAAUGCAACCGGUGCCGCCGGGACCAGGUGCGUCACGCUCGCCGCAGGCCGCUGGUGCCCAGGCGACGUCCACGUCGACCGCGGGUGCCGCAGCACCAGAGCGCAGGAUCGGACAGAAUCCUCCGGCAGCAGGGCGCACUGAACUGCAGCAGCAGCAGCAGCAGCAGCAGCAGCAAAGCGGUGCCUCUGCAUCGACACCAACCGCUGCCGAGAGACUCUCUGCGGCAUCGAAAGCGGUACCGCUGGCAGAUCGAACGUCUUCGACACCCGCAGCAGCGGGUCGCGGCACCGUAUCAAAAAACGAGGCCAGGGCGCGGCUCGUGCUUAAUCACUCAACACACUUGGAAGGCCUCAUUAGCGUUUUAGAGCGGCUGGCGGUCUAUGAAAGCAUUCGCAAAAUCGUUCCAGGAAGACUUUACACGGCACGGAGCAAUGCAGAGCGCUUGAGCAUUCGCGUCACCGUGCCUGUCGCUGGAGGUUGGAAGCUUGUCGCUCGCAAGGGAACGCAAGUUCAGGAUGUGUUCGUUACCCUGGAAAGUCCCUCAAGCGCGUAUGCAGUGGCCCACCAGAGAUCCAUUUUAUCAAAGGAGCAAUUGCAGCGACUCGUCGACGAGGCCAUUGCGGCCUGA